This is a messenger RNA of Eruca vesicaria subsp. sativa (arugula), 576 nucleotides long. The record is from the annotation of a GenBank genome assembly. NCBI's taxonomy places the organism in Eukaryota, Viridiplantae, Streptophyta, Magnoliopsida, Brassicales, Brassicaceae.
GGAGGGUUGUAUGCUUCCAAAAUGUAAGUUUUUCUUUUCUUUGACCAGAAUCCAACCUUCAAGGCUUUUGUUUUUCUUUUCUUCUAUCCCUUGUGAGUAAGAAGUAAAGACAUAAUAUGAUUAUGACUAAACCAAUAACAGAGCCAACUUUGGCAACAAUACAUUCUGAUGCUUGAGAGGGUAUUUUUACUUAGAGGAAGCUCUGAGACAAGUGUUUCUGCAGAAGAGCUUGGUUUCCAGAAAGAGACAUGUGAUAGAUACGCUGAGAAGAGUGCAGUGCUGUACUCCAAGUGUAUAGAUUGUUACAAAGCGUUACCUUUGGCAACGGUGAUAUCAGAUAGCAUGUACACAACUCAUGGAGGUCUCUUUCAAAGCCAUGAAGAAAAUAGCAAGACGAAUCAGUCUUUAUUGUUGGGUUCUUUAGAGGAACUUGACAAGAUUGAUGGGAGGAGAGAAGUUGGUGAGAACAAUGAUGAUGGGGAUAUAACUCUUCUUAACCAUGUAUGGCUGGUGGUUUUAGCGAGAGUAAUUACAAGGGACUUCUUUGGGGAGCUGAUUGCUCUGAGAGUUUUCUAA